UUUAGCCCAGAUAAUACCCUGACCGAUAGAUCACGUUAAACACUUCAGUGUUCUUUCGUUUCUCUCACUGUCUAGUGUCUUUCUUUUUUCUUUCCUGCCCAGCAAAGUCCCUUUUUCUUGCCCUAAAAAGUGUUUUUCCUGUUGGAUUUUCUUUCUCAGGUUUCCCAGAGUGGGGCAAGUGUGGAUUUUCGAGAUGAAAAUCUCUUCAAUUCAAAAUGCUCUGCUCGCUUUUGUGAUCAUCUUCAUUCUGUGGGUGCCCAAUUUCGUCCUUUCGGAUGAUUCCAAAUGUCCCAAAAGUGACCAAUAUGAAUGUGACAAUGGCGAGUGUAUUGCCAAAAGGCUUCUUUGCGAUGGAACCCGAGAUUGCAAAGAUGGAAGUGACGAAGUUGAUUGCGAACGGAAGCAAUGCCUUCUGCCGACCUGGUUCCGCUGUAGCGAUGGUCAGUGCAUCAGUUCUGCCUUCCGCUGCGACGCUAAUGAAGAUUGCCCUCAUGGGGAUGAUGAGGAUUUCUGUGAUGAUUUUAAAGCUCAUCAUACCCCAACCAAUUGCACGGCGAAUGAAUGGAGAUGCACAGACAUGAUGUGUAUCCCGAAAGAGUUGGUUUGCAAUGGUCGAGAGGAUUGCUUCGAUGGAUCAGACGAACGAAUUGGCUGUGAAGGUAUUCAGACCAAGUGCAAAGGCUUCCUGUGUCGCAAUGGACAUUGCUUGGAGAGUAAACGCUGGGAGUGCGAUGGUGUCAAUGAUUGCGGAGAUGGAAGCGAUGAGGAGAACUGUGAAGGGCGGUGUACGUUAGAAUUUUUGCGAUUCCGAUGCAAGGACACUAGCGCUUGCCUUCCUUUGGAGAAAGUUUGCGAUAAUCGAACUGACUGCAAAGAUGCAUCGGAUGAGGGUGGACUCUGUCACAAUAGUACGCUCUGUGAUCACUUGAACUGCCCUAGGCGUUGUAAGGUUUUCCCAGAUGGUCCCAAAUGUCUCUGUCCCAAUGGUUACAAAUUCAAUUCGGAGACCAAUACAUGCGAUGACGUCAAUGAGUGUAAUAUCUAUGGGAUAUGCUCACAGGGAUGUGUUAAUACCCGAGGCUCUUACCGAUGCACCUGCGUCGAUGGCUUCCGGCUGAAAAGUGACAAUCGCACCUGCGUGGUUACUUCCGGGGAGCCUUUAAUGCUGUAUACAACACAACACUCCAUCCGAGGUCUUUUGCUAAAGUCUCAAACACAAACAAUGAUUGCCAUGAACCUAUCCCUUGUUAUCGGGGUCUCCUAUGAUGGGCGUUCGGUUUUCUGGACAGAUCUCAAUCUCAAAGGUGAAAGCAUAAUGCGAGCUAGAGAAGAUGGAAGCCGACGCGAAGUUCUCUUGAAUAUUGGUCUAGGCUCCCCAGAAGACAUAAGCGUUGACUGGCUGACUGGGAAUAUCUACUUUACGGAUGGUCAGAAGAUGUACAUCUCAGUUUGUUCCAAUUCCGGGCAUUACUGUGUCAAAUUGGUGGAGAACAAUAUCGAGAAACCCAGAGGGAUAGCUCUGUAUCCUCGUAUUGGGGUCAUGUACUGGACUGAUUGGGGUGCCAAGCCCCAGAUCGGCGUUGCUGCGAUGGAUGGAACUGGUGCUAGGGCUUUUGUGGACAAAGACAUACACUGGCCAAAUGGACUGACAAUCGACUGGCCUAAUGGUCGCAUCUACUGGGUUGAUGCGAAACUCAAUCGCAUAGAGAGUAUCAAGUUGAACGGAGAAGACCGUAGGGUCAUCCUCAGAGAUGUUGUGAAGCAUCCAUAUGGCAUUGCAGUGUUUGAAGAUCAGAUCUUCUGGUCCGAUUGGGAUACUAACUCAAUUCAAGCUUGCAAUAAGUUUACCGGAAAGGAUCAUUCGGUUGUCCUUCACAGCCGACACAUCUAUGACAUUCACAUUUACCAUUCGGCCAUUCAGCCCAGUGAACAUCAUCCUUGCUACGGUAACUCCUGUUCGCAUCUCUGUCUCUUGAGUACCAAUCAAACAUUCACCUGUGCCUGCCCAACUGGAAUGGUCUUAUCGAGAAAUCGAAAGACUUGCAUUGAUGCACUUGGGAAACACUAUCUUCUUCUUGGAGUUGGGAACUAUUUGGUAACGCUGGAACAUCAAGAGUUCGGCAGGCAUUCCAUUGGAGUAGGAGAUGACAUCAACGUGAUAAUUAGCGAAAUUGCCUUUAACUGCCUCACAGGAGAAGUAAUAGUCGCUAGCAAUAUUGAGAAGAAAAUCUAUACUGUAGACUUCCACACGAAAGAAACGAAAGAACUUAUAAAGAGUGGGAUAGGAAAUAUCUCAAGUUUAGCUUUUGAUUAUUUGAGCAAUAACCUCUACUGGACAGAUGUUGAAAGGGGCACUGUGGAAAUUUAUUCUUUUACAACAAAACACCGGGCUAUUGUCCAGCACUACAUGGGCAAUGAGAAGCCCGCAGCUGUGGCUGUAGUUCCGGAAAUUGGAACAAUGUUUAUUGCUCUGCAGGAUCUCAGAGGACAUACACACAUUGACAAGCAACUAUUGCAUGGUCGUGGUGCUCAUACUCAUGCCAUUGAAGAGGAAAUCGGUCUCAAUGGAACGAUCUCGUUGGCUGUUGACCCAGAUGUUGAGUCGCUGUUCUGGGCUGAUGAGAGUGGCAAUAGAAUUGAGUUUACCAAUUUUGAUACAGACAUUCGACAUGUCUUUAGAGUGGGUUUACGCAAUCCAGUGGCUGUUACGACAAUUGGGGAUGAUGUGUUCUGGACACAGGCGAAAUCCUCUAAGGUGUACUGGGCUAGUAAGAGCAAUGUUGAGGUUAUCCGACGAAUUCCGCUCGAGAAACCAAACUUUGGUAUAUUCCCGGAACGGAUGCCGUUGUCAAAGGCUUCAGCUACAAUGCAGACGUCCGAUCAUGUUUGUCUUAAAGGAAAUGGUGGAUGUUCUCACAUCUGUGUGUCCAUGGGAAGGUCAACUGGUGCUUGUGUUUGCCCUCCGGGAAUGGUUUUUAAGGAUUUCCACAAUACCACGUGCAUCGAUAACGUUGACUGCGAGUUCCGAUGCGGUAGCGGGGAGUGCGUAACGUCCUCUAGGGUAUGCAAUGGUCACAUUGACUGUGCUGAUGAAUCGGACGAGAAGAAGUGCCAGGAGAAGGAUUUCCGGAAGAAGGGUGUCAAGUGCGCGUUUGAUGAAUUUCGCUGUGCAGAUGGAAGCAAGUGUAUCUCGCAGGAAAACCGCUGCGAUCUCAACAGCGACUGCCCAGAUCGGUCAGAUGAGCUAGAUUGCGUCCACUAUGAACAUAGGUCGAAAUGCCACAGACUUCAGCAUGCCUGUCCCAAUGGGAUGUGUAUCGACAUUACAGCUCUUUGCGAUGGAGUUGAGGAUUGCAGUGAUGGAUCUGAUGAGGAUAAUUGCGCAGCUCGCGAGAAAGCCGAUGUUUGUACUGCAGCAAAGGGUGCCUUCAAGUGCACUUCCGGACAAUGCAUCGACGCAGCUUGGGAAUGCGAUGGCUUUACAGAUUGUGCUGAUGGUUCCGAUGAGCAUAGUCAUUGUCCAAUGGAGGAAUUAAAAUGCAAGGACGGUUUCCAGGAAUGUGCUUCUGGACACUGUAUUGAUUCUAGGCUUUUCUGCGACGGACACAACGACUGCGGAGACUCUUCGGACGAAAGGGACUGCAACGUUCCCGUACUUGACGUGUCGAAGUCCGAAUGUGGAGAUAACGUGGACACAUCAAAGAUCUUUCAGUGUGUCUCGGAUCCCAACAUCUGCCUCAAUCUGUCGUCUCGCUGCGAUGGCUUUGCAGACUGUCCACGUGGAGAGGAUGAAUUUGGUUGCAGUCGCUGCAAUGCCCGGGAGUUUGAAUGCAAGAACGGCAAAUGCAUCCGGCUCGAGUUUAUGUGCGACAAGGAUGACGACUGUGGAGAUGGAAGCGAUGAAGUCAAUUGCACCAGCAAAGCCUCAGCCCAUCCAUCCGGAUCUUCCAAGUUGCUCUGUCGCGAUGACAUGUACCAUUGUCGUGAUAAUGUUUGCGUCGAAUGGCGUUCUGUUUGCGACGGGAAGAUUGACUGUCCGACUGGGGAGGAUGAGUCUGCCAUCUGCAAAACGGCUUGCGAGAAGCAUCCUUGCGAUCACAAGUGUACAGCAUCUCCCAGCGGACCUGUAUGCUCCUGCCAUGUAGGCUACACUUUAGCCGGCAACAAGAAGGACUGCAUUGACGUGGACGAAUGUGAAGAAUACAAUCCCUGUGCUCAGAAGUGUACCAACAUAGAUGGUUCCUUCCGAUGUGCUUGUCAUCCGGGUUUCCUUUUGCGCUCCGACAAGACAACUUGCAAGGCAACUGGACCUAGCAAGUACAUGUUGUUCACCUCCUUCAACCAAAUCCGUAAACUUACGCCCUAUCCGUCGAGAAUGAGCAUUCAAUGGACGGUGAACACAACGAAGAUCACAGGAAUGGAUGUCAAUAUCCCCAAAGAUACCCUCUACAUCUCCCUUAGCGAAACUUCCGCCCUUAUUGAAAUCAAUCUUAGCAACAACUCCGUCAAGUACGUUCUAGAUGUUGGUGCCCCUGAACGUGUGGCAGUAGACUGGAUUACAGACAACGCCUACUUCAUCGACAACCAAGGAGUGUCCUCAGUAAAAGUUUGCCAUCUGGUUGACAAAGCUUGUGCCAGGGUGAUGAAAUUCAAACCAAAGGAUCAUUUAAAGGACAUUGCGGUUGACGCAAUCAACCGAGUCAUGUUUGUCGCUGUUACCCAUUCCUCUUUGUUUGGCAUUCCGGAGUCCAAAGUUUACCGGGCUAAUUUGGACGGAAGUCGCCUGGGGAAGAUUGUAGAAGAUGUCGUGCAAGUAUCUGCGCUGGCGGUGGAUACCAACAAGAAGCUCCUGUUUUACGCUGACUUUGUCUCCAACACUGUUCAAUCCUGUGCUUAUGAUGGAAGUGGAGUGAAAACCUUGGUGAGGAAUAAUGGGGCAGUUGCUCAACCUAUUGCUAUGACGCUCUUUGAGGACCAUCUGUAUGUCACGAACCUGGGCAGAACUACAGUUGCUCAGUGUCGUGUCUUCGGGGACCUGCACUGCAAGCUCGUUGAUGUAAAUGUUUUCAAUGCUGAGGAGAUUGUUAUUGUCCAACAGUCCAGACAGAAGAAUGUCACAAAUGUCUGUGCUGAGCAUCAAUGUUCUCAUAUCUGUAUUCAGGCUGAUUUAGGGGCCAAGUGUCUCUGCCAUGGAGGAUCCCAAGUGAAACCUGGCGAAUCAUGCGAGGGUGUCGAUGCAGAAGAUGCUCAACUUAUGAUGGGUCAUUUUGUGGAAGCACCUGACGAUGCUGAAGACAGCAAAUCAAAUCUCCCAGCACGAGUCACACUGAUUGUCUUGACGGUCCUCGGGCUUCUCAUCAUGGUCUCAUUCGUGGCUUACAAGAAGCGCUAUCAACUGAAGAAUCUCGACAUCAGCAUGUACUUCCAAAACUCAUCAAGAACCGCCAGUGAAGUCGACCCCAUGGUUAAAAUGUGCGGUGCACCAGCCGUUGUAUCCACGGAUACUCACAAUGAAAUAACACUGGAAGUUGGCGAUAAGAGACACUUUCAUGGCAUGACACCGACAGUUUUUGACGAUUCAUCCUCAUUCGACGAGAUAGACGACAAUCCAAAAGCCAAACUAAUCAAUUGAUUUUCACUGCUCUCGGGACAUAUCGAGAGAGCAUACUGAAUAAUCAUCAUCAUCCUACAUACAUCACACUCAUAUUUACUGUCAUUUCCCCCCAAAAUAUUUCCCCCUAAUGUUUUUACAUGUUAUCAAACUUCUGGUUAAUUGAGUUUAACACGGGUAGUACACAAAAAAAAUUACCAUAAAUUGUGUAAAAUAUUUGUUUACAUAUU
This is a messenger RNA of Phlebotomus papatasi, 5841 nucleotides long. RefSeq names its product putative vitellogenin receptor (gene yl). The transcript has 7 exons. The record is from RefSeq and is a predicted model, not a curated record. The coding region runs from base 194 to 5632 and encodes 1812 amino acids. Gene Ontology annotation, molecular function: protein binding; calcium ion binding. Lineage: Eukaryota; Metazoa; Arthropoda; Insecta; Diptera; Psychodidae.